AUGUUCGACAACGCACUAAUAGCAGAACGCGAAAUGCUGAAAGAUGAAGCCAAACACCCAAACAAUUACAUGCCGAGCAAUUGGAGCAAGAGGUACGGUCCGAUAGAGUUGCAAGCUCGGUUCCUCAAAUUUUGUGAAAACGUUACGAGGAAAACUCGCUCGUCAAUAGCGCACGAGCUGAACGUACCAUAUGGAUCAUCUGAGCGUGCCAAGUACGAUAUAUACGGAACCGAUCUUCCGGAUGAUGCACCGAUUUUUAUAUUCAUUCACGGCGGCUAUUGGAUGGAGUUCAGCAAGGACUUGUCGGGUUUUUCGGUCCCAAAUUUCGUGGCUCAUGGGAUUAAAGUUGUUGUAGCUGGUUAUGACUUGUGUCCAAACGUAAGAUUAACCGAUAUUGUGCAGCAAAUAAAAUUACUGGUUGAAAAAAUCAUAAUUUUGGCUCAGUCUUUAAAAUCUAAAUGUAUCUGGCUUGGGGGUCAUAGUGCUGGUGCCCAUCUCGCAGAAAGUUUGCUGCACGACCACAAAUGGCGAGCUUCAAAGCACAGUUGCCUAGAGCUGCUUAAGGGUCUUGUACCCAUUGGCGGAAUUUACGAUUUGAAACCAGUGCUUUCUUUAAGUGUCAACGAGGCCGUUAAGCUCACUUCAGAAGAAAUCAGUUUGUAUACUUUCGCUCCAAUCGAUGAAUUGAAAAAAUUAGAAAACAACUCAGAGUGUAUAAGCAAUUUAAAAGUUAUCCUAGCUGUAGGGGAAUGCGAUUCCCCUAUCUUUGUCGAGGAAUCCAAACGAUAUGCACGAAGACUAAUACAAUUUGUAGAUAAUAUCAAAUUCUUACUGCUGAGGAACCAUAUCGACCACUUUGACAUAGUAGAAAAUCUUACAACAAAUGACUUAUUACUAUCGAAAAUCCUUAUACACAACGUAAAAAACAUUAAAUGA
Molecule: messenger RNA, 936 nt
Organism: Copidosoma floridanum
Lineage: Eukaryota; Metazoa; Arthropoda; Insecta; Hymenoptera; Encyrtidae
Product: kynurenine formamidase-like
Source: RefSeq, a predicted model, not a curated record